AUGAUAGCUCUCAGGGCAACAACCGUAGUGAAGUUUAGCUUCGCACUCUUAGUUUUUGCGGAAGUCUGCCAGAUUCUGCUGUUUACUUUGCACAUCGCUGACUAUAUCCUUAAACUGCAGGUGAGACAUUGGGCACGUUCGAGCUGAAUACUUUUGUGAAGUCGGGGACCAUCGUUGGUCACCGCCUUUCAAAGUGUGUUGCAUUAUCGGGAUAAAAAUUGUCCGACUUGCACCUACAUGUCGACUGCAUGAAAUUUACAAAAAUCAUAUGAUCAUGUUUUGACUACAAGUUUCUGCAGUUGCUCUUCACCAACUUCAUCCUGCAGCCAUUGCCUGCAUUGUGGGAGGCUCUAUUGUCAACCAAUCAUUAGGUUGUUUUUGUUUGACCCACGUGAACGUGACCAGACGUGAUUGAAACAGGAACCAACUUUGCUGUAAUUCAUGUAUACAGUGGAUAUGUACAAAUACAGUGGGGGGAAAAAAGUAUUUAGUCAGCCACCAAUUGUGCAAGUUCUCCCACUUAAAAAGAUGAGAGGCCUGUAAUUUUCAUCAUAGGUACACGUCAACUAUGACAGACAAAAUGAGAAAAGAAAAUCCAGAAAAUCACAUUGUAGGAUUUGUAAUGAAUUUAUUUGCAAAUUAUGGUGGAAAAUAAGUAUUUGGUCAAUAACAAAAGUUUCUCAAUACUUUGUUAUAUACUGCCACUCCAGGACCUUGAAAUGAUUCUUACGAAGCCACUCCUUCGUUGCCCGGGCGGUGUGUUUGGGAUCAUUGUCAUGCUGAAAGACCCAGCUAAGUUUCAUCUUCAAUGCCCUUGCUGAUGGAAGGAGGUUUUCACUCAAAAUCUCACGAUACAUGGCCCCAUUCAUUCUUUCCUUUACACGGAUCAGUCGUCCUGGUCCCUUUGCAGAAAAACAGCCCCAAAGCAUGAUGUUUCCACCCCCAUGCUUCACAGUAGGUAUGGUGUUCUUUGGAUGCAACUCAGCAUUCUUUGUCCUCCAAACACGACGAGUUGAGUUUUUACCAAAAAGUUCUAUUUUGGUUUCAUCUGACCAUAUGACAUUCUCCCAAUCCUCUUCUGGAUCAUCCAAAUGCACUCUAGCAAACUUCAGACGGGCCUGGACAUGUACUGGCUUAAGCAGGGGGACACGUCUGUCACUGCAGGAUUUGAGUCCCUGGCGGCGUAGUGUGUUACUGAUGGUAAGCUUUGUUACUUUGGUCCCAGCUCUCUGCAGGUCAUUCACUAGGUCCCCCCGUGUGGUUCUGGGAUUUUUGCUCACCGUUCUUGUGAUCAUUUUGACCCCACGGGGUGAGAUCUUGCGUGGAGCCCCAGAUCGAGGGAGAUUAUCAGUGGUCUUGUAUGUCUUCCAUUUCCUAAUAAUUGCUCCCACAGUUGAUUUCUUCAUACCAAGCUGCUUACCUAUUGCAGAUUCAGUCUUCCCAGCCUGGUGCAAGUCUACAAUUUUGUAUCUGGUGUCCUUUGACAGCUCUUUGGUCUUGGCCAUAGUGGAGUUUGGAGUGUGACUGUUUGAGGUUGUGGACAGGUGUCUUUUAUACUGAUAACAAGUUCAAACGGGUGCCAUUAAUACAGGUAACGAGUGGAGGACAGAGGAGCCUCUUAAAGAAGAAGUUACAGGUCAGUGAGAGCCAGAAAUCUUGCUUGUUUGUAGGUGACCAAAUACUUAUUUUCCACCAUAAUUUGCAAAUAAAAUCAUUAAAAAUCCUACAAUGUGAUUUUCUGGAAAAAAAUUUCUCAUUUUAUCUGUCAUAGUUGACGUGUACCUAUGAUGAAAAUUACAGGCCUCUCAUCUUUUUAAGUGGGAGAACUUGCACAGUUGGUGGCUGACUAAAUACUUUUUUCCCCCACUGUAAAUGUGAUAUUUGAGUCUCUCUCACCAAUUGAUUGUACAAUGUGCGCAUAUAUUUUCAGUGUGUGAUAUGGGGGUUGGAGACAUGUUUAUUUUGACAUAGUAAAGAAAAACGUAUAUAAACAAUGGGAACACUGCCAUGUUGCACUGAGUCUUGCUGUUGGAAAACCACAUCAGUGUCCGACUUUCGGCUUACCACUCAAAUGAGGCCAUUAUGUUGAUUGAAUAAAAAUUGUGUUAUGUCGUUGAUGAUUACAUUGAUUCCCUUGUCUCUCUAUCAGGAUGUGUCGCUUGUGGAGCUCAGUAGUUCAGACAGCGACUCGGACAGAGAGUAUUCACAGGACAAUGACUCCAACUCAGACUCUGAAGAGGAGAGCGAGCUCACAGAGGAGAACCUCAAACUGCCUGGCAACAGCCAGAGGAAGAAAAAUAAGGUUAAUAUCCAAGUCCUGGAGAAACAAGAGGAUUAGGCCGUUAUAGGCCUCUAAAGAGACUACUGGGACAGUUGCAGUGUAGAAUAUUGGCAUGCGUUGGUAAUACUAAUCAACUGACAUGGGAUCAGUUCUCCUUCUCCAAGCCCUUUUCAUAACCAUUAUGAGUGAAAUAAUAAAAACUGACCGUGAGUCAGUGAGGACAUGGUCCUGGAGGGCUAAUGGAUUCACAGUGGUUCAGUGGAUGGAGACCUGCUGCAGUGAGGGAUAAAGGGGACAAUGGUGUCUACAUAGAGGGGUGUCUGUACUAUAAGGGCCAAAUAUCAUGUCAACAAGUGUUUCAGUGCUAUUUGAGCCAUAAUGAGAUGGGAACAAAGCUUUGAGUGCCUUCUCAAGCAUGUGCAGUAAGAAUGUGCCUUAUAUAAUUUCCUGUUUAUCUGAUGACCCUAGGAUACUUGUAAGGUUAAAGUUCAUAGUGGCUUGAUGGUUGAUUGAUGGCAGAGAAAGAAGACAUUUAGGCUAUCUGUAUUCAAUCCAUUUUCAAUAGAUCAUAUUGUUUGUACAUUUUUAAAUAUGAUUUAUUAUCACUAGCAUAGAUAAUCAAGGCUACAUUUUAAGUAUUUAAGCAGAAAACUGUUUGACUGAAGUUCUCACCUGUAAUCUUCAAUACCAAAUGCUUUAUUAUAUAUGUCUCCUUUGUUUUAUGAAUAUGCCUAGUCCCAGAAUUAUGCUAUGGUUAGUCACAGGCUUUGUGAGCUGUUAAGUUUUUCCCAGAUUUAUUUUUUCCUGAAACAAAAAGUACCAAAACCAUGUACUGUAUUUCAUAAUAAAAGUGUAUGAAAU
Molecule: messenger RNA, 3142 nt
Organism: Coregonus sp. 'balchen'
Lineage: Eukaryota; Metazoa; Chordata; Actinopteri; Salmoniformes; Salmonidae
Source: the annotation of a GenBank genome assembly